Messenger RNA from Rhagoletis zephyria (snowberry fruit fly), 972 nucleotides. RefSeq names its product protein RMD5 homolog A-like. Gene Ontology annotation, molecular function: ubiquitin protein ligase activity; protein binding. Gene Ontology annotation, cellular component: GID complex; cytoplasm; nucleus. Gene Ontology annotation, biological process: proteasome-mediated ubiquitin-dependent protein catabolic process. NCBI's taxonomy places the organism in Eukaryota, Metazoa, Arthropoda, Insecta, Diptera, Tephritidae. The record is from RefSeq and is a predicted model, not a curated record.
AUGCUGAACCAGUUCUCCUCGGAGCACCGGGAUCUUCACUCAUCCGUCUCCCGGGUGGGCAAAUCAGUGGAUAAGAACUUCAUCUCCGACUACGUCUGCGUGGGCAAUGAGAAUCUCUUUGACCAGGAGGAGAAUGCACUGGCGCUCAACAAAGUCAUUGUGGAGCACUUCCUCCGUCAGGGUAGGUCAGACAUUGCCGAAAGUCUGAUAAAGGAAGGCAAACUGGACGUCAAUAAGAGAGACAAGACUCCCUAUAUCAAAAUGAAUAAGAUUUUAGAGGCAUUAAAAAAUCACGACCUAGAGCCCGCCAUGGAGUGGGCAAAGGAGCAUCGCACAGAUCUACUGAGACACAACAGCAGCCUUGAGUUUAAACUUCACCGCUUGCAGUUUAUUGAGCUACUGCGCGGUGGCAUCGACAAUCAAAUGACGCUGAUCAACUACUCCCGUGCCCACUUUACCACAUUCGCCAGCAAAUACGCCAGUGAGAUACAGACGCUCAUGGGCUCGCUGAUAUACCUCAGAUCGGGAAUCUCCGCUUCACCCUACGCCUACUUGUUGGAUCAAACCAACUGGACUGAAAUCUGCAAUAUGUUCACGAAGGAGGCCUGCGCCCUGUUGGAGGUCUCAGUGGAGAGCCCCCUCUCGGUGACCUUCAACGCCGGCUGCAUAGCCCUGCCGGCGUUGAUCAACAUCAAGCAGGCGAUUCAGCAGCGACACGUGACCGGGGUGUGGACCUCCCGCGACGAACUGCCCAUUGAGAUUGACGUCACGCGGAAGUGUCACUACCACUCGAUCUUCGCCUGUCCGAUUCUCCGCCAGCAGAGCAGCGACAACAAUCCGCCGAUGCGACUCACUUGCGGCCACGUCAUAUCACGCGACGCCCUCAACAAGCUGACCAAUGGAUCGAAGCUGAAGUGUCCCUACUGCCCGGUGGAGCAGAAUCCCUCCGAUGCGCGGCUUAUAGUCUUCUAG